Molecule: messenger RNA, 2358 nt
Organism: Ostertagia ostertagi
Lineage: Eukaryota; Metazoa; Nematoda; Chromadorea; Rhabditida; Trichostrongylidae
Source: the annotation of a GenBank genome assembly
AUGGGUAUAACAAAAGACUAUCUUCGAUAUGUCCACAGCGGAAGCUGUGGAUGUGUUGGAUCAGCAAAUGGCGAAAUCUGUGCAAUAGAUGCAACCACUUGUGCUGUGACUGCUUGCGAAAAUGUCAGCUUCUACAACAUGAGAACGAACGAGAAGGUGCAUGAGUUAUCGGAAUCUACGAAGGAAGCUACAUGUAUGCAACUCAGUGCGGACAAGAGGUGGCAAGCUGUGGGGUAUGCUGAUGGUGUUAUCCGAUUGUUCGAUAGAAAAGCAGCUGAACAAAGCUGCGUUAUAUUCUCCGGUCAUAAGAAAGCAGUCAGUUCCUUGGCAUUCAGUGAUGAUGGACUUACUUUGGCUUCUGGAGGCAAGGAUUGUGCGGUGAUUCUGUGGGACAUUGUCUCGGAAAGUGGGCUGUUCCGUCUCAGCGGCCACAAAGGGCCCGUCACUCGUCUUGCUUUUGCACGUGACGACCAAUUUCUAAUUUCAUCAUCAAAAGACUGUCUUGUCAAGUUUUGGAGCUUAAGAAGUCAAAGCUGUUUCUAUACAAUUUUCGACAGUAGUUCCGAGAUAUACUACUUCAGUCUUCUUUGGAACAGCACAAUAAUGGUGGUUGCUACCGCCGAGGCAGAGCUUCUUGUGUACGAACUAAUCUGGUUGGAGGACGGCAAGAUCGCACUUUUGGAAAAGGCGUUCGGGCUGAUGUCCAACAAUACUGUACUCCUUCUGAAGAUAACCUGCGAUUUGAACUCAAACACCGUGGUCUUCGACUGUGUGUCAACCUUGGAUCAGUAUGGCCAUCGUAGUGACAUUCGUGGCUUAUCAGUGUCGUCAUCCAACAACGCGAUAGUUUCUGGAGGUGGCAAUGAGCUGAUGAUAUGGAACACACAUUCGCUUCGACCCGUUGCUUCUCUUCAAAAUGAGGCCAUGCUGGACGUGACGGCAGUCGUUUUCACCCAAGGAGAUGGGCAUGUGGUGGCAGCAACAAAGACAGGCGAACUAUUUCUGUGGGAUGUGGCAGGAUGUGAAUUGCUGGAAUCUCGCAAAGGACAUGAGGGUACAAUUUGGAGAGUCAUGCACUCUCCGGAUGGCAAGCAAUUGUUAUCUGUGUCAUCUGACAAACGUGCGAAAUUCUGGGCUUACGAGGUUGUUGCUGAAGGAACUCGCAAGCGUUUAACGCUCCGUGAAAGUCGAAUCCUCGAAGUUCCAGAUGAGGCUCUCUGCUGUGCGUUUUCACCUGAUGGCAAGUUUGUUAUUAUUGGCUUGUUGGACAACACAGCAGCCGUAUACUUCUUUGACACGCUGAAGUUCUUCAUUUCAUUAUACGGCCAUUCGUUACCGGUGACUUGUGUCACUGUGAGCCCUGACAGCAAGUUAGUCGUAACAGGUUCUGCCGACAAGUCAAUAAAGAUCUGGGGACUGGACUUUGGAGAUUGUCACAAGUCUUUCCACGCUCAUGACGAUGUUGUCUCGGCGGUAAUGUUUUCUCCAUCUGACGAGAUGUUGGUCUGGUCUGCAGGGCGAGAUGGAAAGAUUAAGCAGUGGGAUGCUCAGAAGAUGUGUCAAGUACAGGUUUUGGAUCGGCACUCGGCUGAAGUUCGAGCGCUGGCUCAGUCAGAUUCCGGAAACUUGUUGUUCUCUGCUUCGCAUGAUAGAUCUCUGCGCUGUUGGGAGCUGACAGAAGAAUUAAUCGUGGUCGAAGAGGAGGAAGAGAUGGAGAGAGAAAAAGUCUACGAAGCCCGUCUUAUUGAUGAGGAGGACGUGGUUUCCGGCGAAGCGGUUGAUGCCGAAGCGGGUCUUGCCACGGUUAAAAAUAGCCAAAGUAUUGUUUCGGCAGAAAACAUUAUCGAGGCUGUUGAUAUCGUGAGAAAUGAGAAGGUGCAGCUCAGGGAGAACGUGGAGCACAAGCCUCAUCCAUUAUUUGCCGCCUAUAAUAGCAAGUCAUAUGAUCACUUUAUUGUUGAUGUUAUUGCGAGAUGUCGUCCGAGCAAUCUCGAGCGAUCUUUACUAAUGGUUCCACUCAGUUACGUAUCGGAUAUUCUUUCUGCUCUAUCGGAAUGCGUUCAGAAACGUUAUAAAGUGGAGUUUGCUGUCAGGAUUGCCAUAUUUCUGAUAAGGAUUCAUCAAAACUACAUAAUUAACUCGGCCGAAAUGCUUCCUGUGCUUGAGAAGAUUUCAACCGAAAUGCCUAAAGGAAUAGCGGACGUUCGAGAUAUAACUGGUUUUAAUUUGGCUGCUCUCGAGCUGCUUCAAUUAGAAUUAGAGGAAGCACAGAAUGUGAAGUUAUUCGCGGAUGUUUCUGAGGUCGCAAACAAACAAAAAAAGAAAAAUAAGGCAAGGAAAGCAGUUAUUAAGACGUGA